AUGUUGCUGGAGUCGCGAGGCCUCACCGGUAGGAAGAGAAACGGACUGACACUGACCUCGUUCGGCGACGGUGGCGGCGGUGGUGGCGGAGGAAGCGGCGGCGGCGGCGGUGGUGCCGGUGGAGCCGGCAGCGAGGAGGACGACGAGGAAUCUCGACAUCACCUCUACCUGGGCAGGAAGAUGCAGGGCGAGGGCACCGCCGCCUCCACGGUAUCCACCGGGCUGUCCGGGUGCGCCGGCGAUGACGGCGACGAGAGCUCGAGCCCGUCACCGAACAGCAGCCUUCUGAACAAUCUCAACAAUAAUUGUAACUCAAAUCGCCAAUGCGCUACUGACUUCAGCAUCGCCGCGAUCAUGGCGCGGGAUUCACGUCAGCAGCAGCAGCAGCAGCAGCAGCAACAACAACAGCAGCAGCAGCAGCAGCAACAGCAACAACAGCAGCAGCAGCAACAUCAUCAUCAUCAGAAACAUUCACAACAGCAGGCCGUCGGAGGCGGCAAAUUGCAUCAGCACGAGAGGGAAGCCAGCGGUUCCGGGGUCGCUCGCGGCGCCCCGCCGGCUUCGGAGACGGUCAGUCCGGAGGACGAGCCGGAAACGGACGAUACCGGGAGCACGAGCGGAAAGGGCGUUUCGCCGGUGGUGAAUCCGCUGCUCCAGGAGCGCUCGAACUGCGAGGAGCUGAGGCACGUCGUGUGCCACCUCGAGACCAAGGAGCUCUGGGACAAAUUCAACGAGCUCGGCACGGAGAUGAUCAUCACCAAGACUGGCAGGCGGAUGUUUCCGACGUGUCGUGUCUCAUUCAACGGGCUGAAGGCGGACAGCCGAUACGCGGUCCUGAUGGACAUCGUGCCGGUCGACAAUAAGAGGUAUCGGUACGCAUAUCACAGGAGCUGCUGGCUGGUGGCCGGAAAGGCGGAUCCGCCGGCGCCGGCCCGGCUCUACGUCCAUCCGGAUUCGCCUUUCACGGGCGAGCAACUCCGAAAGCAGGUCGUCUCCUUCGAGAAAGUCAAGCUCACCAACAACGACAUGGACAGGCAUGGGCACCUGGUUCUGAACUCCAUGCACAAGUACCAGCCGAGGAUCCACCUGGUGAAACGGCCGGACUCGGGCCCCACGAAGCAGAUCGUGGACCUCGAGAAGGAGCCGCACAAGACCUUCAUAUUCCCGGAGGCCAUAUUCACCGCUGUCACCGCCUAUCAGAAUCAGCUCAUCACGAAGCUCAAGAUCGACAGUAAUCCGUUCGCCAAGGGCUUUCGGGAUUCCUCUCGCCUCACGGACUUCGAAAGCUUUCCUUUCAGGGAGACGAUGGAGUCGAUGUUGGCGGAACAGCAGUCGCUGAGGUUUCCGCAUCGGCUUCCCUUCGAGAUGGAGCAGCUCCAGGCGGGCGCCGUGAGCAAUCUCACUCUCGAGGAGAAGGCCCUGUGGGCCGCGCGUUCUCAGAUGCUGCUGAGGGCGGCGGCGGCCGUGGCCGCCAGUCCUUACGCCCAGCUGGUCAACCCCGCUCUGGUUUAUCCGGGCGCCGCGGCCGCGGGCACCAGUCACCAGCAGCAGCAGCAGCAGCACCAGCAGCAACAGCAGCAGCAACAACUGGGCCAUCUGUGGUGGGCCUCGUCGAUCGGGUCCACCAUCUUCGCGGCGGCGCACCACCAGCAGCAGCUGGUCGCGUCAAGCUCCCAGCAGAACCCGACCGGCCCCGCGGCCCCGCGACCGCUGUAUCCGUCGCCUCUUGCUCUGACCCACCAUCGAUUCUCGCCGUACCACACUGUCCCCAAGUCCUCGACGCCGGUCGCGCCGUCGCCGUCGCCGUCCAGAAGGGCCACGCCGUCGCCCACGGAUAGUCUCAGCAGGGAGGCCCAAGAUCUUUCGCCCUCGUAG
This is a messenger RNA of Wasmannia auropunctata (little fire ant), 1875 nucleotides long. RefSeq names its product T-box protein H15-like. Lineage: Eukaryota; Metazoa; Arthropoda; Insecta; Hymenoptera; Formicidae. The transcript is spliced from 6 exons. The record is from RefSeq and is a predicted model, not a curated record. Gene Ontology annotation, biological process: heart development; cell fate specification; positive regulation of DNA-templated transcription. Gene Ontology annotation, molecular function: RNA polymerase II cis-regulatory region sequence-specific DNA binding; DNA-binding transcription factor activity, RNA polymerase II-specific. Gene Ontology annotation, cellular component: nucleus. Bases 1 to 1875 code for a protein of 624 amino acids.